CUGCCAAAUUAUUCCGCAGUAGCGGUUGAAGUGGUUCCUCGGUUUAAUAAUAAAGAAAAUUAAAUUGCGCUUUAAAUACGGUCCCGCAACCAUGGCUCACUGUACGAGAGUUUUGCAUGGCCAAGGUAGCAGGACGAGGUUAGCUCUCGUAGAAAUCCAAAAACGAUGCUUCAGCGUGUCCCCCCUCACCGCGGCAGCGGCUCAGGUAGCUAUGUCGAAAUUCGACAAGGUCCCACUUCCAUAUGAUAAAUUAACGAAGACUUUGGAAGUUGUGAAGAAGAGGUUAGGUCGUGACAUGACCUUGUCUGAAAAGGUUCUGUAUUCUCACCUUGAUGACCCUAAGGGACAGGAAAUCGAACGUGGCACAAGUUACCUACGUCUCCGACCUGAUCGCGUUGCUAUGCAAGAUGCCACUGCUCAGAUGGCCAUGUUGCAAUUCAUUUCAUCUGGAUUACCUAAAGUCGCAGUACCAUCUACCAUCCAUUGCGAUCACUUGAUUGAAGCGCAGACUGGUGGGACAAAGGAUUUGGCAAGAGCUAAGGACAUCAACAAAGAAGUAUACAAGUUCCUCGAGACAGCUGGUGCUAAGUAUGGUGUCGGUUUCUGGAAGCCAGGCUCUGGUAUCAUCCAUCAGAUCAUCUUGGAAAACUACGCCUUCCCCGGUCUCCUGAUGAUCGGAACCGACUCUCACACACCCAAUGGAGGCGGUCUUGGAGGUCUUUGCAUUGGCGUGGGCGGCGCCGACGCCGUGGACGUGAUGGCCGACAUCCCGUGGGAACUCAAGUGCCCCAAAGUCAUCGGUGUUAAACUUACCGGUCAGCUGAAAGGCUGGACGAGUCCCAAGGAUGUUAUCCUCAAGGUAGCGGGCAUCCUCACAGUGAAGGGCGGUACCGGAGCUAUCGUCGAGUACCACGGACCCGGCGUCGACUCCAUCUCGUGUACCGGUAUGGCCACCAUUUGCAACAUGGGUGCUGAGAUCGGUGCGACCACCAGUGUGUUCCCGUUCAACAGCCGCAUGGAGGCCUACCUGAAGUCCACGGGGCGCCACGACAUCGCGGCCGCCGCCAACCAGUACAAGAACCUGCUCACCCCCGACCCCAAGGCGCCCUACGACCAGGUUAUCGAGAUCGACCUGUCGACCCUGGAACCACACGUCAACGGCCCGUUCACUCCGGAUCUGGCCAACCCCAUCUCCAAGCUCGGCGAUGUAGCCAAGAAGAACGACUGGCCCGUCGACAUCCGCGUGGGCCUCAUCGGCUCCUGCACCAACUCCUCGUACGAGGACAUGGGUCGCUGCGCCAGUAUCGUCCGAGAGGCGCUGGGCCACGGGCUGAAGUCCAAGAUCCCGUUCAACGUGACGCCCGGCUCCGAGCAGGUGCGCGCCACCAUCGAGCGGGACGGCAUCGCGCAGACGCUGCGGGACUUCGGCGGGACGGUGCUGGCGAACGCAUGCGGGCCGUGCAUCGGCCAGUGGGACCGCAAGGACGUGAAGAAGGGCGAGAAGAACACCAUCGUCACGUCGUACAACCGGAACUUCACGGGCCGGAACGACGCCAACCCCGCCACGCACUGCUUCGUCACCAGCCCCGAGCUCGUCACCGCGCUGUCGCUCGCCGGUCGCCUGGACUUCAACCCCGUGACCGACGAGCUGACGGGUACCGACGGCAAGAAGUUCAAGCUGUCCGACCCGUUCGCGGACGAGCUGCCCGCCAAGGGAUUCGACCCCGGCCAGGACACCUACGAACACCCGCCCGCUGAUGGAUCGAAGGUUCAAGUGGACGUUUCACCUUCCUCCGACCGCCUGCAACUCCUGGAACCCUUCGACAAAUGGAACGGCAAGGACCUUACGGACUUGACGAUCCUCAUCAAGGUAAAGGGAAAGUGUACCACCGACCACAUCUCCGCCGCCGGACCCUGGCUCAAGUACAGAGGACAUCUCGACAACAUCUCCAAUAACAUGUUCAUCACCGCCACGAACGCGGAGAACGGCGAGCUGAACAAGGUGCGCAACCAGGUGAGCGGCGAGUGGGGCGCCGUGCCCGCCACCGCGCGCGCCUACAAGGCGGCCGGCGUGCGCUGGUGCGUCGUGGGCGACGAGAACUACGGCGAGGGCUCCAGCCGCGAGCACGCCGCGCUCGAGCCGCGCCACCUCGGCGGCCGCGCCAUCAUCGUCAAGUCCUUCGCCAGAAUCCACGAGACCAACCUGAAGAAGCAGGGUCUGUUGCCGCUGACCUUCGCCAACGCCGCCGACUACGACAAGAUCAAGCCCGACGACAAGAUUUCCCUGCUCGGCCUGAACUCGCUCGCACCUGGAAAGCAAGUCGACUGCGAGAUCAAACACAAGGAUGGAAGCACUGAUCGUAUCAAGCUGAACCAUUCGCUGAACGAGCAACAAAUAUCCUGGUUCAAGGCGGGCUCCGCUCUAAACAGGAUGAAGGAAAUCGCCGCCGGAAAGUGAACAUAAACUCAAUCGUAUUUUGUACUUGCACUGAAACGUAGUCGAAAGUAGAACCAACGAUUUGCGAAAUGUAUACAACCAUAGACAAGAUUACUUUUUAUUUACGAUACUUAACGUAUGAAUGAGGUUUGAUUCUAAACAGUAUUGUUAACGAGCCGUUACGAAUGUAAUAAAGUAGAAUAAAAUGGUGUUUAUAUACG
This is a messenger RNA of Vanessa atalanta (red admiral), 2658 nucleotides long. RefSeq names its product probable aconitate hydratase, mitochondrial (gene mAcon1). The coding region runs from base 92 to 2458 and encodes 788 amino acids. Gene Ontology annotation, biological process: tricarboxylic acid cycle. Gene Ontology annotation, cellular component: cytosol; mitochondrion. Gene Ontology annotation, molecular function: aconitate hydratase activity; 4 iron, 4 sulfur cluster binding. The transcript has 17 exons. The record is from RefSeq and is a predicted model, not a curated record. Lineage: Eukaryota; Metazoa; Arthropoda; Insecta; Lepidoptera; Nymphalidae.